Podarcis raffonei (Aeolian wall lizard) is the source of this 7641-nucleotide messenger RNA. It is a transcript of the gene ZNF407, whose product is annotated as zinc finger protein 407. Gene Ontology annotation, molecular function: nucleic acid binding; zinc ion binding. The record is from RefSeq and is a predicted model, not a curated record. Bases 567 to 7379 code for a protein of 2270 amino acids. NCBI's taxonomy places the organism in Eukaryota, Metazoa, Chordata, Lepidosauria, Squamata, Lacertidae. Gene Ontology annotation, cellular component: nucleus. The transcript is spliced from 9 exons. Gene Ontology annotation, biological process: regulation of gene expression.
GGUUCGUUUCAGGAUAAUAUUGCGCGUGUGCAGUGAAACACCGGGGCCUCAGCUGAAUCCCAGAGCCUGUUUUCGCUGUCAAGGUUCUCUCGGGGAGUCAUAGAGGACAGGAGUGCCUCGGGGCAUGUGCAGAGUGCAUGUUUCGCCUCAAGGGUGCCAGCCACAACCCAGCCCCUUCACUUUUGGCUACACGGAACGCGCAACAGAGGAAAGCGAGUCACCGCUAGGGCGCCUCUGAAGGCGCCUGAAGGGGCAGGAAGCGACCUCCACGGGGCGCGCGGGGCCACUGAGGUACAGUUAAGGCCCUCGCUUCUUCAAAGGGAGUCACGCGCCGCCCGCGGAGCAACUGCCGCCGUUGCAUUCCAUACAUUUCCUGUCUUCCCUCCCCUCCGUACGACGUUACGCAUCACGUUCCGACAGUGACGCACUUCGGCGAAUCUACGGCACGCCACUUGUGACCAAGAUCAUCACAAGCGGAGGAGGACGGCGUCCCCAUCCGAUAGCCCUACAGCAGAUGAGCUAAAUCGUUUUAUUUUGAAUUGUGCUCUACACAAUCUUCAUUAAGGAUGGAUGUUGAAAAAAAUCAGAAGAACGAUGAAGGUGAUGAGAAUGUACAAAAUGAAUUAGUACAAGAAGCUGCUAGAAACGUGUUAGCUGAAAAAGCUCACAGCGACUCUUUUUCUACCUCAAAAAUAGACACAUUUUCAGCUGAAGGACAGAAAAACCCAGGGGAAAAACAUGAAGAGUGCGCCACAGCCAAACGACCAUUAUCCAAAUCAGCAAUUGAAGACUGUAUAGCAACAAACAUAGUUGAAAAUGAACCUGUCUCAAAAAGAUUAAAGCUUACUGUUGUGCAACAUGCUGAAGAGAAUGAAGGCAAACUAUCGAAUGCCACAAGGUGUGAAGGUAGUGUUGAUGGGACAAGUAAUACAAGAAAUGAAACUAUAAAAGACGAAGCUAUAAGUGCCUGUCAAAGUAGUGAUGCUUUAUGCGUGCAGCAUGAUUUCAAAUCUGAGGACAAUAGUACACAGGAAAUACAUGUGGAAAAUGAGCAUACCCAAGUUGACCAAACACCCCUUCCAGAAUGCACAUCUUCUUUUCAAAACGAUGAAGCCAGUCUUAGCUGUGCAACCAGCAGUGUUGAAAACAUUUCUAAGUGCAAACCCCAUGAGGAGAUUUUUUCCACUUACCCAGAUUUAGAAAAGCAUAUUCAAGAAAGCCACCUUCAGCAUUCCGAACAACAGGUGAACCUACAUUGUACUGAUAAAUCAGAAUGCACUCCAUCUUUACAAACACAUAGCAAGCCGACCGCUGGACAGCUUAGAUUGUAUUUUUGCAAUCUCUGUGGUUUUCAGUCUUUCGAGAAAGAUCUUCUACAAGCUCAUUUCCUUGGCAAGACACACCUCCGCCGACAAAAUCUUGCUGCCCGGGGAGGCUUUGUCAAGAUACUAACAAAAAAGCCAUUUCAUAAAAAACAGCAGUACCUAGUCAAGGAAAAGAAUGUGCAAGCAAAAUCUGCACUUAAUAAACCAAAAAUAAGGAAUGCAGGUUCAAAUCCACUAAAGACUUCAAGCAAUAAGCUGAAGAAGUUUAAAACAUGCCACCAACUUUUCGUUGAAAUGGUGUCAUCAAAAAAUAUUUCUGCAGAAACCACAGAGAACACUACCAAUGAAGAAGUGCUUUUCUCCAGUGUGGGUGGAAAUGGUGAUGCCCAUUCUGAAAAGCUAGAAGAAGUGUCAGGGCCCUCCAAAUGUAAUCCAGAUGUAUCAGAACCUGCUGAAGGUAGUCAAGAGACAAUUAGCAGUUCAAACACCACAGGAAUACUUGAUAGAUUUCCCCAUAACAGAAAUAUCUUUUCCCGAAGAAUAACUUUCAAGCAAAGUGGUUCUUUCAGAUUAAACCAGCAAAUUAAAAAACGCUACAAUCUUUUGGGAUUAGGUAAGAGAAACAGGCCUGACUCCACCUUAAAGCACAGCAUCAGGACAGACUUCAGUCAAGGUGAUACAUCGCAGGUGCACCUAAAAGUUUUAGAAACUGAAGAGAAUUUGUGCAAAGCUGACACAGGAACACUAUCACUUGAUCCAGAUGGAGCCAAUGCGUGCUCUUCUAUGACCUUGGAACUUGAUAAUUCUCCAAAGAAAGCUGUUGAGGCCCAGAAGGGUCCACAUCCUUGUACUCAUUGUGGAUGUACUUUGCCAAACACAGUUUUGGAACUGGAUGUUGACAGAGAUAAAGCAGAUGAGCUGAAAUUCCAGUGUCAGACAUGUGGCUAUUCUUGUGGAACCAAGGAAGACUUUGAACUGCACCAUCAAAAAAACAACCAUUGCAUGGGUGAUUGCAAGAUAAAUUGCCCUCAGUGUUCAUUUUUUGCCCUGAAUGAGGUAAGCUUUGGGGAGCACAUGCGUGAUGAGCAUGGCAUGUCCCACUGGUGUGUUACCUGCCGUUUGUAUUUUCUAAAUGAAGAGGAAGUAGCAGUUCAUAACACAACUGAAGAACAUAUAAGUUUAUCAGCUCAAGGAAAUACAGUUCGCCCACUUAGCAAUGCGACUCAGCAAACAGCGUCUUGCAUUUUAGUGGAGACAAGUGUUCUUCCAAAGGUUGCAGAAGAAAUGCCCAAGCCCUUGGUGAUACAUCCUGCUAAGGAGUUCAAGGAGUCUGUCCUGAGCAGAACUCAGUUUCAGUGUAAAAAAUGUUUUUAUAAAACAAGGUCUUCCUCAGUUCUUACCAGGCACAUAAAACUUCGGCAUGCUCAGGAAUAUCAUUUCCUUUGCAAAGCAUGCAACCUCUACUCAUUAAGCAAAGAAGGAAUGGAAAAACACAUCAAGAGAAGUAAACACCUUGAAAAUGCCAGGAAAAAUAAUAUUGGCUUACGCUUUGAGGAAUGUAUUGAAAGGGUAUGUGUAGGUGGAAGCGAUGGUAAAAAAGCAACAGAGCCUUCUGCUUAUGGCAGUUUAAAGACUGUAUCGGAAAAUGAAAACGUGCCGUUACCCUUCUGUACAUUGGAGAAUGUAUCGAUAAACAAGGAACUGUUUCCAUCAGGUGAAAUGCUGAAAUGCAGUGAGCUUGUUCUGGGUAGCGGGCAAAAGAGAGGAAGGCCGAAAGGCACCAUUUCUCGGACAUGCCCUCAUUGUGGCUUAUUGGCUUCCAGUGUUACAAACCUGACGGUUCACAUUCGACGAAAGCAUAGCCACCAGUACAGCUAUUUAUGUAAAGUAUGCAAUUAUUAUACUGUAACGAAAGGUGAUAUGGAACGCCAUUGUGCUACAAAGAAGCAUAAAGGCCGUUUGGAAGCCAAUGGGAAACAAAACAUAGAGAUUAUAGUGUGCCCAGAGGGAGGUAAUGUUGAAGCCAGUAGCAAGAAGAUAAAUAGUUCAGGAGGUAUGAAUGAACUUGUUGACCAUGGCAGUUCACCCUUGGACAAUGCUGUUUUGGAAAGCCAGGGAAAUGAUCAGGGCAAUGCUAUACAAGUACAAGGUGAAAAUGUGCCUCAGCUUUCUGAAUUGGGUAGAGACCAGAACCCUUCAGAAAUAAAGCAGCAUAUAAUUGAAGAACUAGGUAACGUUAACCAAGCUAGGGACUCGUUGGCUCAAACAAGAUCAUUAAACACAAAUGAUAACAAGUGUGCUCAUUGCAGCUUUGUUGCACAUUCAUUUUCUUCUCUGGAAGUACAUAUCAAACGCAAGCACACUAAAGAAUUUGAAUACUAUUGCAUGGCCUGCGACUAUUACGCAGUUACUCGCCGAGAGAUGAUUAGACAUGCAGCAACAGAGAAGCAUAAAAUAAAAAGGCAGUCUUAUGUAUGCAACACCUCUGGAGAAGAGACAGAUGUGGCCGAUACUGGCAAGGAGCAGCAACCCACAGAUGAAAUUCAGAUCAUUCUGGACGGAACAAAAUACCAAAACACCGUUGAGGAGAAAUGUCUGGAUGUGCAGGUCACUCAGAAAGUAAAGAAAGCCCUUAAUUACUUGGUUUCGGAAGAUGGUGCCCCUUCAGAGGUUCCCAAAGAAGGUUAUGUUGCCGAUACUGUAGAUGUUGAGACAAAUGAUGGAGUUGACCAAGGCAGGGGAGAGGGCGUCAGUGAAGAAGAUGUCCCAAAAGCUGUAGUUGAGGUUCAUGAGGUGUUCACACCUAAAGAAACAGUUCAUUGUGUCCUGCAGGAAAAUGUGGAAGAUCAAAGAACAGUCACGUCAAAUUUUAAUUUUACCAUAGAAACUGGAAGUAAAAACUUAGCUGUUAGCAAAGAUUCUCCAGAUAUGAAUUUGAUCUCAAAUAAGAUGGAGGAAGACUCUGAAGGAGAACUUCAGAGUAUUGCAGUAGCUGCUGAGGAAGUGAAAAAUGAAGAAAUUCAGUUGCCCAUCAUUUCAGAAACAUGUUGCACUCUAGAGCAACAAACUAUUGAUGAAAAUACUGAAGGAACUAUGAAAACUAUACAUAAUUUACAGGAACAGAAAAUGACCCAGCAGAGUUCUGCUAUAGAGGAAGAAGGAACUCUGUCAGCUGAACAACAUGAGGUCGAAGUAUCAUUAAACAAUAUUUGGGGUUCAGAGGUCUCAAUAGUUGAAAGCGUUCAAGAAAGUAACGAGGCAUCAGAUGCUUUUGCCGGUGCUGAGGGCAGAGUGAAGGAGGAGAUAGCAGUGCAAAAUGGUGGCCAGUUUGAUUCCUCUAUAGUAAAAUUAAAAAGCCAUGAAGAUGGUUGUGAGCCAAUUGAUCACAUUGCUGAUGGACAGAACCUGAGUGGGCUGAGAGCUUUGAAAGCGGAUGUCCCACAAGGUGGUGGAAAGAAGAAGAAAGCAGAAGGGCAGCCACUUGGGGAAUCAACACGCAUUCGCUGCGAUGACUGUGGCUUUUUAGCAGACGGCUUGAGUGGCCUGAAUGUUCACAUAGCUAUGAAACAUCCUUCGAAAGAGAAACAUUUCCAUUGUUUACUGUGUGGAAAGUCAUUUUAUACCGAAAGUAACCUGCACCAGCAUUUAGCUAGUGCGGGCCACAUGAGAAAUGAACAAGCAAGUGUCGAAGAACUGCCGGAAGGGGGCGCCACCUUUAAAUGUGUUAAGUGCACAGAGCCUUUUGAUUCGGAGCAAAAUUUAUUUCUUCAUAUUAAAGAACAACAUGAAGAGCUGCUCCGGGAAGUCAAUAAGUACAUUGUUGAAGAUACUGAGCAAAUCAACCGAGAGAGAGAAGAAAAUAAAGGCAAUAUUUGCAAAUAUUGCGGGAAGAUGUGCAGAAGUAGCAAUUCCAUGGCCUUUCUGGCUCACAUUCGAACCCAUACAGGAUCAAAGCCGUUCAAAUGCAAGAUUUGCCACUUUGCAACAGCUCAACUAGGAGAUGCCAGAAACCAUGUCAAGAGGCACCUUGGGAUGAGGGAAUACAAGUGUCAUGUCUGUGGGGUGGCGUUUGUAAUGAAGAAGCACCUAAAUACUCACUUACUUGGAAAACACGGAGUUGGCACACCGAAGGAAAGGAAAUUUACAUGUCCCUUAUGUGACAGAAGUUUUACAGAGAAGUGGGCAUUGAACAAUCAUAUGAAACUCCACACAGGAGAAAAGCCAUACAAGUGCUCAUGGCCUACAUGCCAUUAUUCCUUCCUCACAGUAUCGGCCAUGAAAGACCACUAUAGGACUCACACAGGCGAGAAGUCUUUCCUAUGUGACCUUUGUGGCUUUGCUGGCGGGACACGUCAUGCCCUCACCAAGCAUCGGAGGCAGCACACAGGAGAGAAACCGUUCAAAUGUGAUGAAUGUAACUUUGCUUCCACAACCCAGUCCCAUCUGACACGGCACAAACGUGUUCAUACUGGAGAGAAACCCUACAGAUGUCCUUGGUGUGACUACAGGUCUAACUGUGCUGAAAAUAUCCGCAAGCAUAUCCUGCAUACAGGCAAACAUGAAGGAGUAAAGAUGUACAACUGUCCCAAGUGUGAAUAUGGCACCAAUAUCCCUGUAGAAUUUCGCAACCACCUGAAAGAAUUGCAUCCUGAUAUUGAGAACCCUGACCUAGCUUACCUGCAUGCUGGCAUAGUUUCUAAGUCAUACGAAUGCCGGCUGAAGGGUCAGGGAGCUACAUUUGUCGAAACCACCAGCCCUUUCACCACUGCAGCCCUGGAUGAAAUUUCUCCAAUAAAAGAUAAAUCCCUUCAUGAUGGCAGAAGACACCUGCAAUCCACUGAACAAGUUCAGCAGGUGAUUAUUAUUCAAGGAUAUGACAGCGAUUUUGCAAUUGAUGCCUCAGUGGAGGAAACCGCAGCGGCUACGCUUCAGACUUUGGCAAUGGCUGGCCAAGUGGCACGGGUUGUCCAUAUUACGGAAGAUGGACAAGUUAUAACCACAAGUCAAAAUGGCUCUCAUGUAAGCACCAUGAUUCCAGGGCAAAUACUCGCUGAACAGCUGUCGGAUGGGAAGACACAAGUGGUGGUUGUUGAAGGCCCUCUGGGAGGAAAUGAUAUUGAAGAUGCUGUUUCCAUAGGAACAGCAUCAGACCCUGGAAGUACCAUGGUGCAACAGAUAGUGAGACGAGAAAUUUUAGAACCACCUGAUGUAACUAGAGUACACCCGCCUGAGUCUGCCUCAGCACUAGAUGCCUUGCUUUGUGCUGUAACAGAGCUUGGUAAAGCAGAGAACAAAGCAGAACUCCUGGACAGGGCACGAUUUUGUCACAAAGAAGCAUUACAAAUGUCAAAUCCAGAAGCAGACAUUGUUUGCAACGACACUACAGCACAGGAAACACAAAUGUUCCAUGAAGCUCAAGAGACCGAGGAAGAGCAAGAACCCAUGGAAGUAGUAACGCAGGUUGUGCACCCAUCUACCAUAAUUGCAUCUCAGGAGAGAGCUCAGGUCACCUUCAAGAAGAUGGUUGAGGGAGUGCUCCAGUUUGCUGUGUGUGAUACAGCUGCAGCUGAUCAACUGAUAAAAGAAGGUGUCACUCAGGUUAUCGUGAAUGAGGAAGGAACUGUGCAUAUGGUGGCUAGAGAAGGUUCUCAGAUAAUAAUGCAAGAAGCUGGCAGUCAUGCCCUAAGUGUCCGAAGUGAACACAUGAACCUGGUUGAGUCUGAUGGAGAAAUUUCACAAAUCAUUGUCACAGAGGAAAUCGCUCAAGCCAUGGUUCAAGAUUCUAACACCAAUCUCUCUGAUGGUCCAACCCAUUACAUUGUAACAAGAUUACCACAGGAGAUUGAGGAUGAGUCUGGAGGAGUAUACUCACAUGCUGUGAUAAAGACAGAUGAGCAGCAAGAGAUUGUGCAGACUGGUACUGUUAUAAAUUCCAAUAAUGUAUGUGAUGGAAAUGCUGAACACCUAGCUAGUAUGGUCAUUUUUACAGAAGAUUGCUCACAAACAGCUAUUAUCCAGGGCCAAAGAGAUAACAAUGAACUACAAGAAGCAUGAAAGAACUCUGUCUUUAUGGGUUUGAUAAAAGACAACAUUGAACAUUUGGUGACAUGAUAUUUCAUGUUUAAUUUGUAAAGCAUUCUUUAAUGGUCUUUGUCCAUCCAGGUACUCAACACAUUUUGUGUUAAGUUAGCAAAAGCAGCUGGGAAUGCUAAACAGAAAGGGAAUUGUCCAUUUUUGCAUAACUAAUGUUGAAAUUUGAGUACAAAUAUUGGCAGGUUUACAAAAUAAAAUUAAAACACCAAAGGUAUCAAUUUAA